AGCGAGACAAGACGAAAAAGAACAACAAAAAUGGCGGCCAGUAUGUAAAGAAAGAAGCGCUAAACUUAACAUUUUUUCAGCUGUUUAAGAUCCGUCCCAAAUCUAGAAAGGUUGCUUUCAAAAUGUCGAUGAAUUUUGUUGGUCAAAGGGCUCCAUAUCCCGUCCAGUUUAAUCCAGGGACACCAUUAUCAGGUAGAUUUCGAAGUCCUUAUCAACAAAGUCCACCUCCAAAUCUUGGGAUGUCUAGUAGCAGGGGACAUCACCGUGACAGAGCAGUCACCUUCAUGCCAAACGACAUUAAGAUACCAAAACCUCCAAAACAACCAGAUAAACCUCUUCCUGCAUACAUGAGAUACAGUAGAAAGGUAUGGGAAACAGUAAAAUUACAACAUCCAGAGAUGAAAAUGUGGGAUAUUGGCAAGCUGAUCGGGGAACAAUGGAGAAAUUUACCCGAAGACGAAAGACAAGGUUUUUUCGCGGAGUAUGAAGUUGAAAAGUCUGAAUAUCAAGACGCAAUGAAAGCUUAUCACAAUUCAACUGCAUACAGAGAAUGGCUAAGAGCUAAGGAGAAAGCACAAAGUGCCAUACAGGACCAACAAAUGUAUGAAAAAAUGAUGGGAGGUUCCAUGCCUAAAGAGGAGCCACGAUUUCAACUACAGCAAAUAGAAGAUGAUGACGAAGAUGCUGAGUUCGCUGUCAAACAUGUGGCUUCGUCUCGUUUUCAACGAAACCAUCGUCUGAUCUCUGAAAUCUUCAGCGAGUCUACUGUUCCGGAUAUCAAGACAAUUGUCACCAGGCCUCGCUUAGAGAAUCUUAAAAGACAAGUUCAAUCUCUCAUGCAACAUCAGCGCAAACUGGAAGGUGAAAUUGAAGAUAUGGAAGAAAAAUUCGCGGCAAAAAAACAGAAAAUUCUCGAUCGAACCGCAGAAUUUGAAGAGAAAGUGCAAAAGUUUUUAGAAAUCCCAAGCCCUGUCACAGAUGAGGAAAAAGUCAAUGAUGGUGAUUCAAAAACCGACGAUGGUGAUUUAAAAACCGAUGAUUCGCCCAAAGACGAGCUUUUGCCUAACGAAGUCAUGGAAACAGAGCAAACUUUGAAAAGCACAGAUGACAUAGAUCUGCAAAUUCAAACAGUAGGCUUGUCUGCGGAAUCAGGUGAGAAUAUAACGAAAAAGCCACCAAUGCCGACAAACGUGAUAACGUCAACUCCGACACCGACAGUCGAGACGUCAUUGCCGAUUCAAAACACGCCGGUGAGUGAGUCAACGUUGCCGAAAGAAGUUAAUUCAACAGGUGAGAAGCAAACGUCAAGCAAAACCCCGAAUGUACCAGCCUCCACGCAGUAAGCAUGAAGAUAAAAGAUAUCUUGAUACGUAUUUAUUUAUUGACAAAAACAUUGAAAGAUAUUGCAUAGAAAUUUUGACUUAUAUAAGUACUAGUGCGAUUCAACUCUGUAUUAGGGACAAUGUUGGAGAAUAAAGUUUUUAAUUUCAUUGUA
Molecule: messenger RNA, 1495 nt
Organism: Hydractinia symbiolongicarpus
Lineage: Eukaryota; Metazoa; Cnidaria; Hydrozoa; Anthoathecata; Hydractiniidae
Product: SWI/SNF-related matrix-associated actin-dependent regulator of chromatin subfamily E member 1-like
Exons: 12
Coding region: 123-1343 (406 amino acids)
Biological process (GO): negative regulation of DNA-templated transcription
Cellular component (GO): SWI/SNF complex
Molecular function (GO): nucleosomal DNA binding; nuclear receptor binding
Source: RefSeq, a predicted model, not a curated record